GCUGGCUCAGCAUUUGAAGAGAUGUGAUAGCUAAAACCGAUGGACGUUACACGCGAAGGCUUAAGUGGUUGCCACGUGUGGGAUUUUAAAUGGUGCGUCAGAGACACACGUACGAUAAUUAAGGGCAAGGAAGAGGAAGGGGGUGUGAUUUCAGUGGAACCCAUUACGACGAUAAUACUGCCGGAACUGCAAGAUUUGCCAGAAACUAUUACGCCGGAUAGCAGUGCUAGUGCCAGCACACAUGGUGACUCUGCUGGUCACCAUUCUACAAUCUCUAAAGGUUCGUCUUUAGAGGGGAUGCCCAGUGAGGCAGGAGAUGAAGGAGAAGGCGCUAGCAAUCCUUCCAUGGCACCUGUGGAGGCAGGCAUGUCCGUGUUCAAGGCGGCGCUACGUCAUGAGGUAGCAGAUGGUGUGGCUACCAUUAAAGGGUACAAAAGAUUGGAGGAAAUGUUGACUCCUCGUGAUGUCGACCUGAAAAAUCAGCUGCUAGAUUAUGUGAAGACUAAAGGAUUAGUGGAUCUAAAGGCCCUGGUUACCUCUGAACAGCUCGCUGUGUUUGGGUUUGUCGACAUGGCAAACCAAUACACUGAAGCGUACUUGAGAGGCAACGUCAACGAGCUCAAAGCUCGCAUAACCGCGGAGCAGGGUCUAGCUCGCAACGGUAGACUCAUUUUGAUGAACGGCUACCUGUGGCACCAUCUCGUAGCUCGUCACAGAGGGAGCGAGGGUAUGCAAAAUUUUGUUCCCUCUGUAAAUCGGCAGCGUGCCAAAGGGCAUAUUCAGCAGCAUGGGGGCCAUGCUGCUAUGCUAAAGUUGAUGGACGCGUUCAGCUACGCGGUUGCACUCUUUGAGUGCGAGCAAAGGGCACACGAGCAAAACCGUGAGCUCAAGGAGAGCUGCAAACAGCUGACCUCUGAGAAGGCAAGCUUGGAGGAUGAGGUCAGCCGCUUGCAAAGCUCUGAGAUGGCGAACAGAGCUGCGUCAACGAAGAGCCGAGCUGACGGGUUGGCCUACAAGGUCAACGAGCUGAAGGAGGAGCUGGAGAAGGCUCAGGCUGAGAGGGAUAGUGGCAUCCAAACAACCAAGGAUGAGGCCAGCCGUGCUGAAAACCAUGCCAAGAGAGUGAAAGCUAACAAGAAUAAGGCUCUUUAUGAGCUGAACUCCAUGGAGGAGAGGGUGGCCGAGGCCAACUGGAACGUUGCUCGAGCUGAGGCAUCACUAGAGAGAGUCAAGAAGUCUCACCGGCGCUCUAUCUGUAUUGCCCAAGCACAAGGGGCAGAGUGGUUGGUUGGAGCUAAUAUGUUGCAAGACGUCGUGGCAAUCGCCUUUGCAAAUACCACCACGGAGAUCUACAAUGAAAUUCAUGGGAAGUUAUUACGGCACCGGGCUGACUUCCUAAUCGACGAGCUGGCCUUCUUCGAGGGAGAGGAAAUGGACGAGCAAGGAAAAAGUCUCGCUCCUCUUGCUAAUGCCACGGGUUUGUCAAGCUUCGAUGCUUGGGUGGCAGAGCCCUUUGAAGUGGAGGCCGAACCAUCAAGCAUCCCCCCAUCUUCUCAACCCGCUACUGCUCCAGCUCUUCCCUCGCCAGCUCGUUCUGCUCCAACUCAGCUAUCUCCUACUCGUGCUUUUGUUGCGCUCGCUAACGCGUCCAUUCCUGUCGAUCUGACAAAUGAUUAGUUUUAGGCUUAUUUCUUUCUUCUGUAUUUUUUGUAUUGGUCACUUGACCCAUUAGAACGUUUUAAAGACUGUCCCCUACAUUUACAUGUAUAUUUUUUUGGAAAGAAAUACAAAAAUGGACA
Rubroshorea leprosula is the source of this 1799-nucleotide messenger RNA. Lineage: Eukaryota; Viridiplantae; Streptophyta; Magnoliopsida; Malvales; Dipterocarpaceae. The record is from the annotation of a GenBank genome assembly.